Messenger RNA from Entelurus aequoreus (snake pipefish), 1710 nucleotides. RefSeq names its product gastrula zinc finger protein XlCGF17.1-like. The transcript has a single exon. The record is from RefSeq and is a predicted model, not a curated record. Gene Ontology annotation, biological process: regulation of transcription by RNA polymerase II. NCBI's taxonomy places the organism in Eukaryota, Metazoa, Chordata, Actinopteri, Syngnathiformes, Syngnathidae. Gene Ontology annotation, molecular function: RNA polymerase II cis-regulatory region sequence-specific DNA binding; DNA-binding transcription factor activity, RNA polymerase II-specific. Bases 379 to 1110 code for a protein of 243 amino acids.
CCUACUACACACACAUACAGUACAUAGAAGAAAGUGUGUUUUUGUUGUUUGUGUCUUGCAGACGUCCAGCAGCUGAUCGGUAAUCCAGAAGAAGUUUCCCCUCAGUUAGGGGGGAGCUCCACUUUGAAGCAGGAGACUCCACAACCACCCUGCAUUAAAAAGGAAGAGGAGGAACUCUGCAUCACUCAGGAGGGAGAGUGUCUUCUAGGACGAGAGGAAGCUGAUUACACCAAGUUUCCACUGAGUAUUCUCUCUGUGAAGACUGAAGAUGAUGAAGAGAAACCACAAGUAGACAACCUCUUAGCUCCACUAUCAGAUAGUGAGGCUGAAGACGAGGUUGAAGAACCUUUGAGCAGCGAUAAAGACUGUGAAGGUGAUAUGAGGACUCACACUGACAACAAACACUCUGAAUGCUCUACAAAGAAGAGAGGUAAAACAUGUUUGAGCUGCUCGGUUUGUGGUCAAAGUUUUACUAAAAAGAGCCGUUUGACUCGACACAUGAGAACACACACAGGUAAAAAACCAUUUAAGUGUUCAGUUUGUGGCAAAAGCUUUUCUCGAAAUAUCGAUUUGACUAAACACAUGAGAACACACACAGGUGAAAAACCAUUUUGUUGUUCAGUUUGUGGCAAAAGCUUUUCUGAAAGUGGCUCUUUGACUCAACACAUGAGAACGCACACAGGUGAUAAACCAUUUAAGUGUUCAGUUUGUGGCAAAAGCUUUUCUAUUAAGAGCAAUUUGACUAAACACAUGAGAACACACACAGGUGAAAAACCAUUUAGUUGUUCAGUUUGUGGCAAAAGCUUUUCUGAAAGUGGCUCUUUGACUCAACACAUGAGAACACACACAGGUGAAAAAACAUUUAAUUGUUCAGUUUGUGGCAACAGCUUUUCUAAAAAUGGCUCUUUGACUCAACACAUGAGAACACACACAGGAGAAAAAACAUUUAACUGUUCAGUUUGUGGCAAAAGCUUUCCUCAUAACAGCUCUUUGUGUCGACACAUGAGAACACACGCUGGAGAAAAACCAUUUACUUGUUCAGUGUGCUGUAAAAGGUUCACACAUAAAGCAGACGCAGUAAAACACACAAGAACACACACGGGCAAAUAACCAAUUAUCUGUUUAGUUUGUGGUAUGUUGCUCAUAUGUGGUGACAUCCACCCUACCCAGGAGGACCUCACUGCUUCUUUCACAAAUAUCUGAGGUAUUCAUACAAACUUGGAUUAGUUGAAGCAUAAUCUUAUCCACUCAUGACCCCAUGUCUUCUCUGUAUCUGAAACCUUCCUGAACAGUAAGAUAGAUGAUGCUUCAAGUGCUUGGUUACUCCUUCUUCAGUCCAGGGACCUGGGGCCUCAUGUGUCAAGUUUGUGCACGCUCAAAAACCUGCACUACACCCUUUUUCACUGCAAAGUUGAGAUGUAUCAAAACUGACGUAUGUGGAAAUGACAAACGAGGUAGUUGAUACAUAGAAUAGUUUUUAUUCAUGCUUUAUUUUGUUUUUUGUUCAAUCCUAGAUGGGUUGUGACAUAAAGUUUAAUAGAAACACUGAGAUUAAGUCAAAUUAAUUUUGUUCUUCAAGGUGUUUUUGAAAAUGCACCAUUUUUUUCCUCUAAAUGUUCAACUAACUUGAAGUGUUUUGUCAAGAUGAUUAUUUGUGAUAUGUACAUUUUCAGAAUGUGCUUGUUCUAUUUUUGGCCAAAGUAAAAUAAA